Pneumocystis murina B123 is the source of this 2175-nucleotide messenger RNA. RefSeq lists its product as hypothetical. Gene Ontology annotation, molecular function: NADPH-hemoprotein reductase activity; flavin adenine dinucleotide binding; FMN binding. Gene Ontology annotation, cellular component: cytosol. The transcript is spliced from 5 exons. The record is from RefSeq and is a predicted model, not a curated record. NCBI's taxonomy places the organism in Eukaryota, Fungi, Ascomycota, Pneumocystomycetes, Pneumocystales, Pneumocystaceae. The coding region runs from base 73 to 2175 and encodes 700 amino acids.
AGAAACUUCAAUCAAGUAAUCAAAAAAAAUCUUUUGUAAGAAAAAUGGUAUUUCUCUAAAAAAUAUAAAAAAAUGUUCAAAGAAAAACAAGAAUUAACUUUAGACGCAUUUGAUAUUAUUUUUAUAUUUGCGAUUUUAACAACAAUUAUAUAUAUAUUUAGAGGAAAGUUAUGGACAAAAAAAGGAUCUAUGUUAUCUAUUUUUAAUAAUUCCACAAAUGAUACUCUAAUAAUACCAAAAAAUACUAGAAAUAUCAUUCAAAAAAUGCAUGAUUCACAAAAAAGUGUGGUUAUUUUUUAUGGAUCUCAGACAGGCACGGCAGAAGAUCUUGCUUUUCGUUUAGCAAAAGAAGGUCAUGCACGUUAUGGCUUAUCAACUAUGACGGCUAAUUUUGAAGAUUAUGAUUACGAAAAUCUUAAUGAUUUCCCCGCUGAAAAAAUGGCAAUUUUCGUCGUUGCUACUUAUGGUGAAGGAGAACCAACUGAUAAUGCUAUAGAAUUUUUUAAAUUUUUGCAAUCCAAAAAUUUAACAUUUUCUAAUGGUGAUACUAUUAAUAAUAGACCUUUAUCAAACUUAAACUAUAUUAUUUUUGGUCUAGGAAACUCUACUUAUGAAUAUUAUAAUCACAUGGCUCGUACUUUAGAUACAUUACUUAUUAAACUUGGUGCCAAUAAAAUUUCAAAAAGAGGUGAAGGAGAUGAUAGUAAUGCUACAUUAGAAGAGGAUUUUCUUAGUUGGAAAGAUAAAAUGUGGGCUGAUGUAGCGAAGAAAAUGAAUCUCAGGGAAAAAGAAGCAAUAUAUAUACCAGAAUUUGAAAUUAUCGAAGACUUAAGACUAUCCAGCUCUUUAGAAACAGUAUUUCUUGGAGAACUAAAUAAAGAAUAUCUUAUUGGGAAAAUAAAACCAUUUAAUUCUUAUAAUCCGUUUAUUGCCCCUGUUAUUGAAUCACAUGAACUCUUUUUUUCCGGAAAAAGAAAUUGUUUGCAUAUGGAAUUUAGCAUUAAAGACUCUGGUAUGAAAUAUCAAACGGGUGAUCAUUUAGCUAUUUGGCCCUCAAAUUCAAAUCAAGAGGUAGACAGAUUGCUUACUAUUUUAAACUUAGCUCAUAAACGGAAUACUGUCAUACGGGUCAAAAAUAUUGACCCUAUAGCUAAAGUACCAAUACCUCAACCUUCAACAUAUGAUUCUAUUGUGAGAUACUAUUUAGAAAUUUGUGCACCAGUAUCUCGACAAUCAUUGACUACUUUAGCACAAUUUGCACCAUCUAAAGAGGCAAAAAAAGAGACUCUUAGACUAGGAUCUGACAAAAAUUAUUUUCAUAAAAUUAUAUCAUCUCGUUGUUUUAAUCUUGCACAAACAAUGCAGUUCAUAACUUCUGAAUUAUGGACGAAGGUCCCUUUUUCGUUUAUUAUUGAAUGUUUUACACGUCUAAAACCAAGAUAUUAUUCUAUUUCAAGUUCUAGUUUAAUUUAUCCAACAAAAGUGCAUAUUACAGCAGUUGUAGAAUCAAAAUUUUUUCCAGAGAAUGAUAAUAUUUUAAACGGAGUAACAACAAAUUAUUUAUUAGCUUUAAAACAGAAACAGAAUGGGGAUAUUGAUACACGUUCCUUUGAAAUAAAUUAUGAAUUAGAUGGGCCUCGCAAUAAAUAUCGUAAUUUUCAUUUACCAGUAUAUAUUAGACGGUCAAACUUUCAUCUUCCUCAUAAUCCAACUAUUCCAAUUAUCAUGGUUGGUCCAGGUACUGGAGUAGCACCAUUUAGAGCAUUUGUUAUGGAAAGGGCAGAACAAAUGAAAAGGGGCAAGAAAAUUGGUAAAACAAUACUUUUCUAUGGAUGCCGAUACAAAAAUGUGGAUUUUUUAUAUAAAAAUGAGUGGGAAGAAUAUAAAAAUAUUAUGGGAGAUUUAUUUGAAAUGUAUAUUGCAUUUUCACGAGAAACCAAUAAAAAAGUAUAUGUACAAGAUUUAUUAGAACAAAAUUCAUCUAAAAUAAAUAAAAUUUUAGAAUCAGGAGGCAUUUUUUAUAUAUGUGGCAAUGCUGCUCGUAUGGCUAGAGAAGUAAAUAUAACUCUACAUAAAAUAAUUAGUGAGGAACGCGGAAUAGGGAAAAUUAAAGGAAACGAGGUUAUAAGAAAAAUGAGAAAUGAAAAUAAACUAUUCGAAGAUAUUUGGUCUUAA